Nerophis lumbriciformis (worm pipefish) is the source of this 1278-nucleotide messenger RNA. RefSeq names its product MORN repeat-containing protein 3-like. The record is from RefSeq and is a predicted model, not a curated record. Lineage: Eukaryota; Metazoa; Chordata; Actinopteri; Syngnathiformes; Syngnathidae.
AAAGAACAUGUCCUGUUCCAAAACACACCAAGCAUCUUCUGUUCUGUCAACCUAGAGACAAGUCAGUACAUUUGGACAGUGCGUUUAUGUCACCUUCUGAAUGGAAUUCGUUAGUUCAAUCGGCCAGACCUGUUGCUAAUCUCCAUUUAUCUCCAUUCAGGUCUUUUACUUAGGUGACCCCAGGGAUGCCUUUUCGUAAAAAACCUCAGCCGCCUGCAGCCCGCUCCACCGUAAUCGAUCAUAAGGCAAAGAAAUCUGGUCUACGUGGAACAGUAUUUGCAGUCAAUGGAGACAACUACACUGGACAGUGGCUGGACAACAAGAAGCAUGGUUGGGGAACGCAGGAGUGGAAGAUGUCUGGUGCUCUUUACAACGGCGAGUGGAAGUUUGGCAAACAUGAAGGACAUGGAAUCUACAGUGCACUUCAACCAGACACUAAGACGUAUGCCAUGCAGUACUGUGGCGAGUGGAAAAAUGGAAUGAAGCACGGACACGGUUCUUUUUUUUAUGCGAAUGCAGUUUAUGAAGGCGAGUGGAGUGAAGACAACCGCAGUGGUUGGGGAAGAAUGUGCUAUAAGAACGGCGACGUCUACGAGGGGGAGUGGCUGAGGGACAACGAGCACGGAACGGGUGUCCUACAGUUUGCGAGUGGAAACUGGUAUGAAGGAUCUUGGAAGAACGGCAAGAAAAGUGGCCAUGGAAAGUUCUACUAUGCGGACAAAGGUCUGAUUUAUGAAGGUCUUUGGGUGGAGGGUGAUGCAAAAUGUGGCACUCUGUCGGACUUUGGGAGAGAAGAGGCGCCGUACCCUACCAAGUAUCCGAUCCCACAGAUAACGCUAAUAGACAUGCGACUGGUUUUAACGGAAGCUGAGUCAGCAUACGUGGAUCAAACAUGACGGCAACAAAGUGGAGGAACUAUCUCUUGUGCGAAUUUGCCAACAUAGGAAGUAGCAGCACACCUGGCCGUAAAAGCCACAUACGUUGUUAGUAAUCUGCAAAGACUUGUGGGUAUUUUGCUGUGUGGGAAUUGUUGUCAUACUUCCAGAAGAUGCCCUUUGGGGACAGUCAAUGCUCUGUUAUCUCAAUGUCAUUCAUGCCUUCUUGGACGUUCUUCUCCCUUUGGAGCAGAAAAAGAGUAUUUUCAGAACAAAGAAAAGUACUGCUCAAAAUUGAAGUUACUCUCUGAGGUCUCAGUCAAGUUUCUUCACACCUUAACACAAACUUUCACAAAAUAUUACACUCAUACAAUAUUCAUUCCCUGUCGGAUUUUUUAGGCUU